CCACUGGAACAGUUUUUCACAGGAACUGAAUAUUACACCACACCUGUUAGCGCCACAGCGACAGGUGUAACGCAGUAACCCGGAAAUACGACAGACGAAAACAACAGGAAUCUUCUUACUGAAGUCAUGGAUAAGAACAUACAACAGGAUUUUGAGAACCAGUUCAAUGAUGUGGUCUCAAGACUACAAUCAAAGAAGAUGUUUCAGUCGGACUGGGACAUUGCCUCUUUCGCAGUUUUCUUCAUCUUUAUAGGCAUGGUCCUGUUGCUGGUUAUCUUGGUUCUCAUCCGCUGCUGUUGCUGCUGCUGCUGUGAUGAGAAGCCAAGAAGACAGAAGGUGGGCAUCGACAAUAUGGGAAUGGAGCCGUGAUCUUCCAGAAACAACAGGCACCAUUACAUCUAUUGUUUUCCUAUCAGUUUUGCCACCUAAUCACUAUUUAUAUGUGAACAAGUAAAAUAAUGGAGGUAGGAGAAAAAUAUUUUAGGUAGAUACUUCCUUAUAGGGAUGAUAAAAGCAAAAACCUUCCCCUACGGUGUAAAAAUACAGCUAAUAUUUACCCAGGAAAUCACAUGAUUGAAGUUACAUUCCAUUAUAGAUACCAGAUCCACUUCAUCAGAGAGAACACAGAUUUUUAUAUACAAGCAUGCUCACCAGUUUUGAAGACAUUGGUUACUUUCUGGUUACACACUUUAUUGAAGCAACUUUCCUGGAUGGAAAUGAACUUGUUUUUAGUUGUCCAUUGAACAGUUUGUUUAAUCUGUUAAUCUUGUACCUGACUGUUAAGACUGAAUCCACUUAGCCUACACCUUUUCACUGAAUUAGCCUUGUCCAAGAUUUAAGUGUUUUUAGUAGAUUUCUUUCAAAUGCUUGACUUUUAAAUCGGAUUAUAUAUAUAUUAGAAUACAGAACCUACACACUACAGAAGAUAAAAAAAGAAAGAAAGAAAAAAGUUUAAACUUGACUGAUGAGACUUCUCAGAUUUUAGAAAAUGUAAACAGAUAAGCGAUGCUUUACUUGUGAAAACUAUACCUUAGAAAAAUGAGUAUCUAUAUUUGUUUAACUUUUUUAAUGUACCACAUUGUUUGUAUAAAUUUUAGACUUUGUAAACAAAAAAAAUAGAUACAUACCUUCAAAUGAACAGCAUAUAGCAAAUAAAAUGUACCUUUGCCUAAAUAUCAAACAUGGUACUUUAUUUAGACAAUGGCAUUGGAUCAUUUAUUCAGUGUAAAGAAUUUUGAGAAAUGGGACAAGAGCAAAGUAAGGUUCAUAAUGUUCAUAGUACGUUUAUUGCACAAAAUAUUCCAUAUUAAGCGUGAAAUAUACAUAAAUAGCUUAGGUUUUACUUAAACAUGAAUCAAUAAUCAAAUGAACAUGCAUGAAAUCAAUAAGGACGCAAAUCAAGUGCAUUUAACAUGAAAUAAAUAAAAAAUGUAGCAAUAAAUAAAACAAAGCUGACAAAGUUAAAUAACUUUCUGUAAUGAUCUCAAACCCUGAACGGCAUCUGAACUAUCGCUCAACAUGUUGCUUUUCAUCAUGGAAUGAUGCUUAUUAAAAACGCUGAACUCGGCUCCAUAAGCAGCCAUCCACAGGAAUGCGUGUAAUUUUUAUGGAAUUAUGGAAUAUGAAGCCCUGACAUGCUCACUGUUAUCUGUCAUUUAGUGUUAAUAUAGUCACACCACAGUUGAGUCACAAUGGCAAAUACACUAUUGGUCAUUAAUGCACAUUCAUAAGCAUAUGCUAAUGGUCUCAAUGCUUUCACUUUUCUGCACCGAUGAUAGUCCCUGGCAUCAGAUAAUGUUCAAGUGUUAAAUGUUACAACCCCCUGGACUAAAA
This is a messenger RNA of Sinocyclocheilus rhinocerous, 1833 nucleotides long. RefSeq names its product small integral membrane protein 22. NCBI's taxonomy places the organism in Eukaryota, Metazoa, Chordata, Actinopteri, Cypriniformes, Cyprinidae. Gene Ontology annotation, biological process: regulation of cell population proliferation. The coding region runs from base 127 to 369 and encodes 80 amino acids. The transcript has 4 exons. The record is from RefSeq and is a predicted model, not a curated record.